UCGAGUCUGUAUACGUGAAAGUGCCCAAGUUUUAGAAUAGCCCUGAUAUUUUGGUUGUGCCUACCAGUUCCGAGCAUGCCUAGUGCGUUGCCAAUUCGCGCCGACACCAGUGUUUUGCAAAUCUUGGUCAAUAGCUGAUCGCACAUGUUCUCUCGAGAUAUGUUGAGUGCGCGCACAGUGCUGUGCCUGAUGUGACGUUGUUGGUGAGAGAUAAAUGUAUCGGAUGAGAGUCUUUGUUGCCCACGUGGUGGAUUCGGAAUACCUGACUAACAUCUGGAGACAGAACAUACAUCAGCCAGUCAGAAGCCUUGAAUUCACUUUAAGCUUUCAUGGUGUGUUAUUGGUUAAAAUUGAGUUUUCUUCUUGACCGUUUUGACAUUUCGCGAGUAAAGAGGUUAGGUUUCUUCUUAAAUAGUAUUUUUAUUUUGAUUAUUGAGAGAAAAAGAUAGAUAGAAAGCAACUUUUGAUUGAUCAUUGUCUUCAAAAAUAUAUCGCAAAUUUAAGUAGGAAAGUGUUAUCGUUUAUUGAUAUCUAAUUUAAUUCUUCUGUGGUAAAUUAUUUAUGUUUUUACGUGAUGGAAAUUAAUCUAUCAUGUCAUAUUUGCCAAAAACACUUCUCUUCGGCAUGGAAUUUUAGAAGACAUUUAAAGGUCCAACAUAGUUAUAAUGAGUGUAUACCGACUGAAGUAAGUUUACAAGUUGUUCCAUUGAACGAUAAAGAAACUAAUACCCACAACAAUAUCCAAUGUCAUUUAUGUGCAAAAAAAUUUGCCACAGGUUUUAGCCUCACAAGGCACUUAAAAAGUCAACAUGUAAACAUUGAAGAAGAUAAACCCACCAAAAAGCAAAGCAUUAAAGUUAGUCAUGAAAGUCAAGGAAAUGAAGAAAAAAAAAAUUGUUCAAACAAAAAUGAGGGGCAUAAAGUAUUGUUAGGAAUUGUCAAAACUUCAGUGAAACAUGAGGUGUUCAUUCCAAAACCAGAUCAAACUGUUAAAGUUUUAUUACAGAGCAAUAACCAAGGUCGUGAAAGUGCAAACAAAAGUCAAGAAUAUGGCUGCUUACAGGAUAAAACAUCAUCAGCUACACAAAAACAUAUGAAAAAACAUCAGAAAAAACAAAGAAAUAAUGGAAAAAAAGGGUUAAAUCAAUUAAUAUGCUUAGAAGAAAUGUGCCAUUUUAACUGUACUAGAUUAAAAAGCCUUCAUUAUCAUUUAGAGUUGAAACAUAAUAUUUUGCAAGAACUGGAAGUACUACAGUUUGAAAACAUUGAAGAAUUUAAAAAAUGGAAAAAUCAGGAGGAAAGCAAAUGUGUGGCAGUAUGGGUAAAAGCAUGUGGUAUUAAAAAAAAUAGACAAGGUGCACCUAUUUAUUACUAUUGUAAUCGAACUGGUAAAAGAAAAGUUUUGGCAGCAGCAGAAAGGAAAUGUGCCCUAAAAAGGCAGGGCGCAUGCAAAAUUAAUGCUUCCUGUACUUCAGCCCUGAUAAUUAAGCAUAUUUCUCAAGGUGUAAAAGUAACCUAUUUUAAAAAUCAUUAUGGGCAUGAAAAAAAAUGGCCCAUGUUUCAUUAUCCAUAAAUGAUAAAAAUAAGAUAGUACAACAAUUGAUACAAGGCAUUCCUUACACACAAAUAUUAAAUAAUAUUCGGGAAAGUGUGGAUGAAACUUUUAAAAGGAUUCACUUGACCACUAAGAAUGACAUCCAUAAUAUUGCCCAAGCUUACAAUUUACAUGAUACAUCCAUAAAGGAUCCCAAUGAUGCCAUAAGCAUUGCCAUGUGGGUUGAUGAAAUGCAAAAAUCAGAAAAAAAUCCUGUAAUUGUAUAUAAGAAGCAAGGAGAAUUGGACUCAGGAUUGUCUUUAAAAAAAGAUGAUUUUUUGUUGAGAAUCAUGACAAGAAGCUAAGGUCAGAUGUUUCAAAAAUUUGGGUCUGGAGGCAUUAUUUGUAUGGAUGCAACGCAUGGAACUAAUCCUUAUGAUUUUAAUUUACUUACUGUUUUGGUGGUGGAUGAUUAUGGUGAAGGCUUUCCUGUUGGAUUUUUGUUUGCUAAUAGGGAGGAUUAUGUAGUAUUAAAAUAUUUUAUUUUGGCUUUAAAAAGUAGCAUAGGAAAUAUAAGAGCAACUACAUUUAUGAGUGACGAUGCCGACCAAUAUUUUGCUGCAUGGAGUUCUGUAAUGGAUGUUUCUGAAACCAAAAAGCUUUUAUGCAUAUGGCAUAUCGACAGAGCUUGGCAAUCCAAAAUAUCAUUAAUUAAAGAUAAAUCAAAACAAAUAGAGGUAUAAUAUAUGGUCCAUGUUUUCUCAUUGCCCAAAAUAAUUUAACGGGAUAAUUUUUAGUCUCAUUCUGAUUGUUAUUUUAAGGUUUAUAAGAUGUUGUGUUUCCUUCGGCAAGAACCAAAUGCAAAUAAUUUUAAAGCAUCAUUAGGAAGCUUUAUUGAAAUGUUACAAAUGGAUCAAGAUCUAAAAGUUUUUGGUGAAUACUUCCUGGUCAAUUAUGCAAGAAGAUCCUCAACAUGGGCUAUGUGUUUCCGAGCUGUCUUAUCUAUUAACAUGAAUUUGUAUUUGGAAUCCAUGGACAAAGUGCUGAAAUACAUAUAUCUAAAAGGGACAACUUGCAGGAGAUUGGACAAAACUGUGCAUGUACUAUUAAAGUAUAUCAGAGAAAAGCAAUUCAGUAGGAUUAUAAAGCUGGAAAAAGGAAAAAUAACACACAAAAUCAGCAAAAUUAACAAAAGUCAUAUUGCAGCAGUAAAAGCAGAUAAUAUACAUAUAAUAAGUGUUGAAGAUGGUUGGAAAAUUCAAUCUGGGAAUAAUUUCUACCUUGUGAAAUUGAAUGAAUUAGGUGAUCAUCAGUGCAAUUUAAAAUGUUCUUCAUGUAUGUCAUGUGUUCAUUCUUACACCUGUAACUGUAUGGAUUACGUAAUACACAACAACAUGUGCAAACAUAUACAUAAAUUGUGCAUGAGCGAAACUUGUAAUAAUAGCCCAAUGGAGAUAACUCAUCAUGAUAAUACAACAAACAAUAAUGAUGAACUGCAAAGCCACCUUCUUAGUUUAAAACAAUGUAAUAGUUCUGAAACCAUCAAGAAAAUAAGGGAAGAUAUCAGUUUUAUGUCUGCUUUUGACUGGCCAUCAGAUGAUGAUGCUGCAUUAAAGUAUAAGUACACAUUCAAAGUAUGGUUAAGGGCACAGGAAGAGUUUUGGAUAUAGCUGCAGCUGCCGAAAGAAAGUGGUACUAUGUGGGAAAUUUACAUCCUGACUGUACAGAGGAACGCCUAAAGGACCAUUUAAUCAAGAACGAUAUAGAUUUGUCCAGUUGUGAAAAAUUAAAUAGUCAGUUUGAUCAUAAAGUAGCAUUUAAAAUAUCUUUUGAGCCACAGUUGGAGAAACUUGUAUUAAACAGUGAUCUGUGGCCUUUGAAUGUAGUGGUCAAACCUUUUUCAUUUCGCCCUAUGGGACGUCGCUUUAACGGGAUGAAUGCUUCGCAGAAUUUUCGAAGAGGCUUCAACAGGAACCAGAGAAACUAAGUGUGACAGUUCUUUUCUACAAAACGAAAGAAAAAGCCGAUGGCUCCCAAACUGGCAAAGCCUUCACAAGAAGAAAUUACAGAAAUAUGCUCAAGAUUCAGAGAGUUGCAAGAGAAUAAAUAAUUUACUACACACACACACUUUAUGUAACUUUUUGAUUAAAUUAAAUCUGACAAAAUUGCACUUUUUUUCAAUGGAUUUUUUUGUUCAUUUUUAAAAGGUAUUACAAAUACAGAGCGCGAUUUAUAAACUUUUCAGCUCCCGUUGCCACUUCCGUAGUCACUUAAAAUAUUCAGAACUGUACUUAGGUACCCAAUUUACAAAACUUAUCACAGCACCUCAUCUGACAUCUCUAAAGAAUUUAAAUCCCAAACAAACUAUAGAUACACCUACCCUAAUUAUUACUAUUAAUCUUGUGCAUUAUUAGAUCUGGUAAAAAAGGUUACAUUUUAUUAUAAUAUAACUUAAUUCCUAAUAAAUUUUCAUUCAAACUACUCUUAUUCAAUGAAAAAGGCAAAAAGCCACAACCGAAAUGUUCGAAACGGACCUGAAACACGAGAUUUAUCAUAUUAAUAGGAACAGGGGUCUUUAAAUUUGUCGCUAAAUUUACGACCAAUAGAAAUACGUCAAGCCUCUGUGUGCGAUACAGCUACGUGAUUGGUCAUCGACUGUUCUGUCGCCAGACGUUAGUCAAUACCUGCGGUAGGUUUUACGGCUUGACUGUAAGAUGUCGUUGGAGGUACCAUUUUUGAACUGUCAACUACAU
This is a messenger RNA of Anthonomus grandis grandis, 4287 nucleotides long. RefSeq lists its product as uncharacterized. Bases 575 to 1573 code for a protein of 332 amino acids. Gene Ontology annotation, molecular function: zinc ion binding. Lineage: Eukaryota; Metazoa; Arthropoda; Insecta; Coleoptera; Curculionidae. The record is from RefSeq and is a predicted model, not a curated record. The transcript is spliced from 8 exons.